Vombatus ursinus (common wombat) is the source of this 4583-nucleotide messenger RNA. RefSeq names its product F-box protein 40 (gene FBXO40). The record is from RefSeq and is a predicted model, not a curated record. NCBI's taxonomy places the organism in Eukaryota, Metazoa, Chordata, Mammalia, Diprotodontia, Vombatidae. Gene Ontology annotation, cellular component: cytoplasm. The transcript has 4 exons. Gene Ontology annotation, molecular function: ubiquitin protein ligase activity; protein binding; zinc ion binding. Bases 109 to 2187 code for a protein of 692 amino acids.
UCUCUUUUCAUCAACUGUCUGCUCGAAGCCAGGAGACCCACAUGUGGUAGAUAUCAUUGCAGGGGAUAUAUGACUAAGAGCUAAGAAGCAAGAAGACGUGUCAGCACUAUGGGCAGGGUCCAGAGACCUCCAGCCGGACAGCACCGGCAUUGUGAGAAAUGUUUCCAUCGACAGUGUCAGGUUCCGAUAGAGCCAAAUAUCUCCUGCCUGGUGAUCAGUUGCCGCCGGCUUUGUGGAGCAGCUUUCCAUACGUGCAAGGAGGAAGAACAUGAGUUGCUUUGUCCCCUGGAGCAGGUUCCUUGCCUCAAUUCUGCUUAUGGCUGUCCUCUUUCUAUGGCCCGACAUAAACUGGCAAAGCACCUUCAGGUCUGCCCAGCCAGCGUGGUCUGCUGCUCCAUGGAGUGGAACCGUUGGCCAAAUAUAGACUCAGAAACAAUUCUUCAUGAGAAUAUCAUGAAAGAGCCCCACAGCGAGGAAUGUUUGGACACAGCUCUGGCCAUCCAGGAUCAAAAGGUCCUUUUUGGCUCCCUGAAGAUGGUGGAGUUUUUCCCUGAAUCCAGAGAGUUCCCUGAGGAAGAACUGGAAAUGGACAGUGAUGCCAUUUUGGAGGAACAAGGAGCAGUUGGUGGAAUGGACUCUCAUUCUCUGCCAGUGAGCGGAAUGUCACCUAAUGGCGACGUAGGGGAACUGAGUCAGGAAGAACGAGAGGCUUUGGCAAAAGACAAAGAAGGGAUGGAUCUGGUCAGUUUUGGGAAAUGGGAAAACAUUUUCAGCAAAGAGCAUGCGGCAUCAAUGUUGACAAAUUCCUCAGCAAACCCCGGGGGCAAGAGUAGUCAGGGCAGAGGGAAAGAACAGACUUCCAGUCAGCAGAGUAAUGCUUUAGAAAAGGGAGCUAGUGUGGAGAAAGAAAGCCAGGCAGACCAAAAGGAGAAGGACCCUUACAGAAAUAUGGGAACGACAGGACUCGCACCUUGGCAAGAUGGAGUAUUGGAAAGACUGAAGGCAGCAGUUGAUGUAAAGGACUAUAACAUGUACCUAGUGCAUAAUGGGAGAAUGCUGAUCCACUUUGGCCAGAUUCCUGCUUGCACACCCAGAGAAAGGGACUUUGUUUAUGGCAACCUAGAAGCUCAGGAAGUCAAGACUGUUUACACCUUCAAAGUCCCAAUGAGCUACUGUGGGAAGAGGGCCCGACUUGGUGACACAAUGGGGGCUAACAGGCCAAGUGAACACAAGGCCACAGAUACCUCAGACUUGGGGAUUGAUGUAGAAGAACUGCCAAAAUCUGAUCUGAUCAGAACUACCCUUCUGUGUGCCAUGGAAAGGGAGCUGAAGGGCCACGUCAUCUCUGAGUCAAGGAGCAUCGAUGGACUCUUCAUGGACUUUGCAACCCAGACCUACAGCUUUGAGCCAGAGCAGUUUUCCUCAAGUGCAGUAUUGGCAGACCUCACUUCUGAAGGCCCCCCAGGUCUCCACGUGGAACUCCACAGUGAAUGUGUGACCAGGAGACAUAACAAGAGUAGCUCAGCUUUUACUUUUACUUGCAACAAGUUCUUUAGGAGGGAUGAGUUCCCACUGCACUUCAAGAACAUCCACUCUGAUAUCCAGUCAUGCCUCAAUGGUUGGUUCCAGCAUCGCUGUCCACUGGCCUACUUGGGGUGCACCUUCGUUCAGAAUCAUUUCCGCCCUCCAGGGCAAAAAGCCAAAGUGAUCUACAGCCAAAAACUCAGGACGUUUGCCAUCAAGCCUGAGGUUGCUCCGGAGCUGGGGCCCAGAGGGAAAAGCCAGAGGUCAUUAACCAGCCUGCCCCUAGAGAUACUACAGUAUAUUGCAGGGUUCUUAGAUAGUGUCAGCUUGGCUCAGCUGUCCCAGGUGUCUGUCCUCAUGAGGAGCAUCUGUGCUACGCUCUUGCAAGAGAGGGGGAUGGUCCUCCUGGAAUGGAAGAAAAAGACCUAUUCCCAUGGGGGCACUGGCUGGAAAGCUCACAAAAAGAUCUGGCAGUUCAGCAGCCUUUUCUCCAGAAUUAACAGCUGGCAGUUUAACGAGGUCACCUCCAUGUCAGAACACUUGAAGACUUGCCCCUUCAAUAUUGUGGAACACAGGACAGACCCAGUUCUUCUGACCAGCAUGUGUGAGCAACCCAAGCAAGCCAGGAAGAGCCUGGUCUCCACCUUCAAGCCUAGACCAUGAGGAAGAAAUCCAUCAGAAAGUGCUUACUCUGGUGUUGCUCUGUCUUCCUCCAGCCUCCUGGAAGGGAGAACGUGUUGUGAUUUUGAGGAUCAACUUCUUGCGUCUCUGUGGAACACUGGGUUCUUAGAAGCUUCAGUCAACUCACAAAGCCUAAUCACUCUAUGUUUUAGUUUUUUAGGUUUACUACCUUACCCCCACCUCCACCCCAUAACUGCUUAAUAUAAUUUUUUUUCUGCUUAAGAAAUCAGUCUAAAGGAUAGCUGUUGGAAGAGAAAGUGGCUCAUUAGGCAAUCAGGAAAUCAUAAAAAGAUUACAGGCAUUAGGAGAGGAGAAAGUAGAUAAAUUACCCAAUGGGUACAGGCCUGGUAGGGUUAACCAUCACUCAUUCAGGUAUCACAUAGAAAGGUUUCCAAGCUGAGUCCCACAGGUACAAGGGAUUGCUCAGAUCCGGAAAGGAGGAGUUGAGGAACUUCAGAGCGGUGAUAAUUCCGACAAGGGCCUCUAUAGGCCUAGGGAUAAAGAAAAGGCCACGUAGGUGGAACAAGCACAUGAUGCAGUUCUAUGUAUAACUAUGAACCUUCACAGAAAGUGUGCUGGGGAUUCAAAGCCAAAAAUAAAAUUGUCCCUACCGUUAAGGGAAUUUAUAGCCUACAGAUUUCAGAACCUUUGAUUUCUCCCACCUUUAUCAUGGUCAUUUCUUGAGAAAGGGAGAGAGAGAGAGAGGGGAGAAUGAUGGUUAUAUGUAACAAAAUGGAGGUAUUGGACUGGUUGGCAUUUGAGUAGCUGUGAUUGAUUUCAAAUCUGGCAUGAAUAACUCAGCACUGGAUAUCACCAUUAGGAGAAAUGGAGAAAACACUGGAGUUUAUUAUACGGGCAAGUCAUGGCUGUAAGCAUAAAUCCCUUUUUCAUAAUGAUGUAUAACUUUGGGAGACCUGAUUUUCCUUAGUACAAUCCAAUCUAGCAAAUAUUUAUUAAAUACAAUACAAGACCUUGUACUAAUUGUUGAGAAUACAGAGACAAAAUGAAAAAUAAUCUUUGUUCCCUGGGAACUUAGAACCUUUGGAUGGAGGACACAGUAUAUAAGCAGUAAAUCCAUAUGUGAUCAUUUGAAUAGGAAAAGAAAGCUAUUCCCCCUGCUCUGACUAUAUUGUGUUUUUUGGUACAAGGCACUAUUUUUCUGAGAUGAUAACCACAGACUUAUUUAAGAAUUUUUUGUAGUCAAAUCAAACAGUGAAAAAAAAGGUAACAGAAUUGUAAAUGAGCACAUUGAUUCUUAACAGUAAAGAAUACUACUUCCUCAGAAUCUGGCUUAUAGGUAUACCCUGGCCUCUAGGCAUGAAGGUUAACUAAGACAAAGAAUGGAAAAAGCCACAGGCUUACUAAGAGGAGAGUUGGGGGUUGCACAAAGAUGGUUAAGGAGCUAAGGGAUUGAAGAGGGACAGACAGGUGGGAAAGCAGAAAGCUUAACACAUAGCAUCUUGGAUGACUGGGGAUGGUGAAAGAGUGGUGAGAUGGGGGUGGGCAGAAGGAAGCAAGCCAAGAAAGAAACACUCACACUGGUUCUAUUGGCAGCCCACCCCCAGCUGCACUUUGUAAAUUGACUGGUAUCAUCAGAAAAGGUUAAUGGCUUUGAUACUUAACUGAUUCUAUUGGGACCUUUCAAGUAAGUGUAUUUUAGAAUUGUGGAGGAAAAGCAUGAAGAGAAAAGGAAGUGGUUUAGAGAGACUGGGGAUCUGAAAACAGGAUGAUUGGUAGAGGAGGAGCUUCAGUGAAUGGGAGAAAGAGAAUAUGCUAUCAACCACAGAUCAGUAGACUAAGAAAAUCCUUUAAGUGAGCAGAGCAGGAAAGGUGGAGUAGUUUAAGGAGAUUCCUAGGAGAAGGAAUCCUCCUAGGAGUGUCAGGGGCCUGCCUGAAAUAGAGUUCAGCCAGAAUUAGAGGAAAGAUUACAUUCUGAAACAAGGGUUCUCAAACUUGUGUGUGUGUGAGUGUGUGUGUGCGUCAUGGACCCUUUUGCAGUUUGGUGAAAACUAUGGACCCCUUCCCACACUGUUUAAAAAGGCAUAAAAUAAAAUACAUAAAAUUACAAAGGAAAACAAUUAUGAUGAAAAAUAGUUAUUGAUUUUUUUCAAACAAGGUCACAGAUCCCAGGUCAAGAAUCCCUAGUCUAAAGAGACCAGAUAGAUGACACUGUUUCCUUGACGAGGAAGCUGAGAAAGGGCUCUGACUUGGACUUGGGAUAGAAGUAAGGUGGGGGAGAGGAAGGGUAGAUGGAGACAUAGGAGGUAAAACAGAAGGGCCUUAUUACUGGAUGAAAGUUAAUAAAUCUGAAUUGAAUAAAGAGAUUGCAUGUACCUAUAAGUUACUCACAUGUAUGGCAUAUACGUGGGAAUGCCACA